Priceomyces carsonii is the source of this 1218-nucleotide messenger RNA. RefSeq names its product cAMP-dependent protein kinase catalytic subunit (gene TPK2). The coding region runs from base 1 to 1218 and encodes 405 amino acids. Gene Ontology annotation, biological process: protein phosphorylation. NCBI's taxonomy places the organism in Eukaryota, Fungi, Ascomycota, Pichiomycetes, Serinales, Debaryomycetaceae. The transcript has a single exon. Gene Ontology annotation, molecular function: ATP binding; protein serine/threonine kinase activity. Gene Ontology annotation, cellular component: nucleus. The record is from RefSeq and is a predicted model, not a curated record.
AUGUCAAAUAUAUUAAGAAAGCUUCAUAUAUCUAAGCUGAAUAACAAUAAUUCCCGUUCUGUGCAAGUUAAGAGUAAUUUACUUGAUAACGUUGAGUCUAUGCAACAUAUGAACCAGCAAAAUAUCCCACUAUAUUCUGAUCAGCUUUCGCAAGUUGGUCAGACUUCUCAAGAGCUGACGGAAAAGCUAAAUAUAAAACAACAAAGAGCCAAUGAAGCAAUUGAGAAGUCUUUGUUGCCAGAGAGGUCUACGGUUUCUAAAGGAAAGUAUAGCCUUGUUGACUUUCAGAUAAUGAGAACAUUAGGGACGGGAUCAUUUGGCAGAGUGCAUUUGGUCCGCUCGGUGCACAACGGUAGAUACUAUGCCAUAAAGGUGUUGAAGAAGUACCAAGUUAUCAAAAUGAGGCAAGUAGAGCACACAAAUGACGAACGCAGAAUGUUGAAACUUGUUCAACAUCCAUUUUUGAUCAGAAUGUGGGGAACUUUUCAAGAUUCGAAAAACUUGUUUAUGGUUAUGGACUACAUUGAAGGAGGUGAGUUAUUUAGCUUGUUAAGAAAAUCGCAUAGAUUCCCUAAUCCAGUCGCAAAAUUUUAUGCUGCAGAGGUCACAUUAGCGAUAGAGUAUUUACAUAGUCACGAUAUCAUUUAUCGUGAUCUUAAACCUGAGAACAUUCUCUUGGAUCGAAAUGGACAUAUAAAGAUAACUGAUUUUGGUUUUGCAAAAGAAGUUAAUACAGUCACUUGGACAUUAUGUGGAACACCAGACUACAUAGCCCCAGAAGUGAUUUCUUCAAAGCCAUAUAAUAAAUCUGUUGACUGGUGGUCAUUAGGAGUAUUGAUAUUUGAAAUGUUGGCUGGUUAUACGCCAUUUUAUGACUCAACUCCGAUGAAGACGUAUGAGAAAAUUCUCUCUGGCAAGAUUCAUUAUCCUAGCUUCUUUGGAGCUGAUGUAGUUGACUUGCUAAGUAAAUUAAUUACCGCAGACCUUACGAGGAGGCUAGGAAACUUGAUACAUGGUCCAGCUGAUAUAAGAAAUCACCCUUGGUUUUUGGAAGUGGUGUGGGAAAAGCUACUCAGCAAGGACAUAGAAACUCCUUAUGAACCACCUAUAACUGCAGGAGUGGGUGAUACUUCUUUAUUUGACCAUUAUCCAGAGGAGCAAUUAGACUAUGGUUCAAUAGGUGAAGAUCCCUAUGCGCAGUACUUUAGUGAUUUUUAA